Helicoverpa zea (corn earworm) is the source of this 1828-nucleotide messenger RNA. RefSeq names its product UDP-glucosyltransferase 2-like. The coding region runs from base 182 to 1747 and encodes 521 amino acids. NCBI's taxonomy places the organism in Eukaryota, Metazoa, Arthropoda, Insecta, Lepidoptera, Noctuidae. The transcript is spliced from 9 exons. The record is from RefSeq and is a predicted model, not a curated record. Gene Ontology annotation, molecular function: UDP-glycosyltransferase activity.
AGAUGGCUGUUCUAUUAUUCACAAUAUUGUUAGUGUCUGCAGUACUAUGAUUUUCAACUACAGUCAAAAGUGCUAGUUGGUAAGAUAUUAAUGUUGUAAUAAUUUGAACAGCUGAGAACGUGGUUGUUUAUUUUGUGAUCAGUUUUAUUUUGUGAUCAUUGUGUUGCAAUUGUAUUAGAAUAUGGAGAAGAUGAAAAUAUGCUGGGUGCUGUUCAGCAUCAUGCUGGCCAUAGGUGACGCAUCAAAGAUCCUGGUGGUAUACCCGUUUCCAUCGAGGAGUCAUGCCAAUUUAGGAGAUGGAAUUGUGAGAAAUAUGCUCAAAGCUGGUCAUGAGGUAACAUACAUCACACCAUUUGAGUACAAGAAUGCUCCCCCGACUCUUCGUCAGAUCGAUGUCAGCAAUCUCAUAGACCUCAUGCCGAAGGACUUGCUGACGAUUAAAAAAUUAAUGGACGGAAACAACAUCAGUUUAAACAUAGCCUUCAUGACUUAUAUGGUAACUGAGAUAUUUAAGGGUACGAUUCUAAACGAAAACGUGCAGAAGAUUUUGAACGACCCCAAUGAAAAGUUUGACUUGGUCAUAGCUGAGUGGAUGAUGAGUGAAAUCCCUGCUGGAAUUGGUGCAGUUUACGACUGUCCGUUCAUUUGGAUAUCAUCGGUGGAAAUUCACUGGAUACUCCUGCGGUUCAUCGAUCAGGUGCCGAACCCUGCGUUCACGGUGGACAUCAUGACCACAUACACGCCACCACUGAACUUCAUACAGAGAGCUAUAGAACUGUGGAACCAAGUGAAACUUACAGUCUUGAAUUACGUAAUAUUAGACAGAAUUCAAGACAAUGUAUACUCAACUCACAUAGCUCCACUUGUUGAAAAGCGAGGAAGAAAAGCACCGACACUCGAUGAGCUCAGAUACAACGUUUCGAUGAUAUUCUCCAACGCCUAUGUGGACACUUCUAGCGCUUUAUCUUUGCCACAGAGCCACAAGUAUAUUGGUGGUUACCAUAUUGACGAAAAAGUGAAACCUUUGCCCGAGGACUUGCAAAAAUUGAUGGACGGAGCUAAGAAUGGGGUGAUCUACUUCAGCAUGGGUUCAAACUUGAAGAGUGCAGACAUGCCAGACGAGCUCAAGGCUAGUCUGGUGGAAAUGUUUGGAAGCCUCCCAUACACUGUGCUGUGGAAGUUUGAAGAGGUCUUGCCGAACCUGCCUUCAAAUAUUCACAUCCUUAAAUGGGCACCACAACAAUCUAUUCUUGCUCACCCGAACCUUCGCGUGUUCAUUACUCAUGGUGGUCUCUUAUCAACGACUGAGACUGUCCAUUUUGGAGUACCGAUCAUUGGUAUACCGGUCUUUGCAGACCAGUUCAUCAAUGUCCAUAGAGCAGAAAUAAGAGGCUUUGCGAAAAGGGUGGAUCUGUCGUACACAAUGGCUGGAGAGCUUAAAAAAGCUAUACUUGAAGUUGUUACUGACAAAAGGUACGCCGAAAGGGCGAAGGAGUUGUCCGUCAUCCAUCACGAUCGUCCUGUAAAACCGGGAGAUGAGUUGAUUCACUGGGUGAAUCAUGUGAUUCGCACGCGAGGCGCCCGCCAUCUCCGCUCUCCCGCGCUGGGCGUUCCAUUCUACCAGAAAAUGUUCUUGGACCUUGCCGUGGUCCUCACAAUCGUUUUAACACUUUCAUACAUUCUGUUAAAACGUGCGUGGAGGUAUUUCCGCUCUGGGAAGUCAAAAAGCUCGAAAAAAAAUAAUUAAGAAUUAGUUUGUUAUUUAUUUUAUAAUAUGUGUAAGAAUUUUUAAUGUUGUCAGCUGUUAAUAAAAAAAUAUCAGUGAAAA